Molecule: messenger RNA, 2211 nt
Organism: Cicer arietinum (chickpea)
Lineage: Eukaryota; Viridiplantae; Streptophyta; Magnoliopsida; Fabales; Fabaceae
Biological process (GO): regulation of DNA-templated transcription
Cellular component (GO): nucleus
Molecular function (GO): RNA polymerase II cis-regulatory region sequence-specific DNA binding; DNA-binding transcription factor activity, RNA polymerase II-specific
Source: RefSeq, a predicted model, not a curated record
UGAUUGUGACGGAAAGAGAAUAGGGUGAGUUUUGAUGAAGAUGACAAUGCUUGUUCCGUUGUGUAGCAAAUAGCAAUAACAAAAACAAAGAAAGUUUUUGGUUUCCUCUUUGUGUUGUUUUUGAAAAGAAAGAUAUGUCUGUGCCUCUGCACAACCCCAAGUAAGCACCCAUCACAUUGGUGUCUUUCUUGUCAUUUUAGAGAGAGACAGCCUAUGACCCUGCAACUGCAACACAUCAAUCUCACACGUGUGACUCAUCUUUUCUUUUCUUUUCUUUUAUUUAUUAUGUUAUUAAAUUGAAAUUAGAAUGCCAGUGUCAUUGCCUCAGUCUGGACACCUAACUACUUCAAUCUCUCUCUCUCUCUCUCUCUCUCUCAAAAUUGUAAUAAGCACUUUUAGCUGUUUUAAGUCCUUCUUCUUACCACUUCACUACUUGUUUGUCUUUGUCUUCUUAAAACUUUCCUCAUUACAUCUAAUAUUCUCUCUUCUUGAUAUGAGAUCAAUAUAUUAUCAAAAUUAAUGAACACAUAUUCUUCUUCACCUUCAAUGGGAAUGGUUUAUCAAAACAUGAGUUCUCUUUCACUUUCUUCCUCCAACAACUAUGCUGCUUCUUCUUCAUCUCAACAUUGCUAUCUUUCUAAUCAGGGUACUUCUGCUAACUGGUCUUUACCUUUUAUGAGGGAAUGUUGUGUUACUGAGGAAAACAACAACAGUGAUGUUGGGGACGGAAAUGCUUCUGAUUCUGCUGAUGCUGUUGCUGAAAACAGUGACAAAAUUAUUAACUUUAGUGAAGACAACAACCCUAAUGACAGUGGCAAAGAGGUAAAUACUGAACAUUCUAAACUAUGUGCAAGAGGUCAUUGGAGACCUGCAGAAGAUUCUAAGCUUAAAGAACUUGUUGCUCUUUAUGGUCCUCAAAACUGGAAUCUCAUAGCAGAAAAGCUAGAAGGAAGAUCUGGUAAGAGUUGUAGGUUGAGAUGGUUCAACCAGUUGGAUCCAAGGAUAAAUAGAAGAGCUUUUAGUGAAGAAGAGGAAGAAAGGCUAAUGCAAGCUCAUAGGAUUUAUGGAAACAAAUGGGCCAUGAUUGCUAGGCUUUUCCCUGGUAGAACAGAUAAUGCUGUUAAGAAUCACUGGCAUGUUAUAAUGGCUAGAAAGUACAGAGAACAAUCAAGUGCUUACAGAAGGAGGAGGCUGAACCAAUCUGUUUACAGAAGAAUGGAAGAAGACAAUACAAGUUUUGUCUCUAGAGACUUAGUCACAGGUGGGAUAGAACCAAUGGCACCACCAUACUGUAUCACCCUCCCAAAUGGAACACUUGGCUUUAACAUGGCUACUUUUCCAUAUUCACCAUCCUUUCAUGGAGUAGUUGAUGCUACCAAUGAACCAAUUUCAACUAACAAACAUGUCCUUACUCCUCCUAUUGGCUUGUAUUCACAACAGACACCACUUGAUUUCUUUUCUGGAGUUAGGAGAAAUGACAUGAUGGGUGAGUAUUAUAAUAACCAAAUGAGAUGUUGGGAUAGGCCAAAUGAUUGUUCACAUCAUCAAACAAAUACAAGUUUGUACACUCAUUAUCCUCCACAAUAUAUCAUGCCAAUACAAGAAGAAAACAAGAAUCACAAUAAUAACUUUGACAGUUCAUCAAAAUCCACCACAGCAACAACAAGAAAACCAGUUUCACAGAUAAUUUUGGGCAGUGAAGUUUCACUAUCAACAGUAGCAGAAGAAAGAGAGCAAAUCCUGAUGAUGAGUGAUGAUGAAGCAGAUGGAGAUGCAAAUCCUCCAUUUAUUGACUUCCUUGGAGUAGGAGCCACAUGAUCAAAGUUAGAACCAAAACAAAAAAAAAAGCUGCAAAGCAUGAAGGUCUUCCUCACCCCUGAAUAUAUAGGUGGUGUGGUCCAAACAUUACUGAGAAAAACCAUUCGAGGUAAACAGAAAGGAUAGUUGCUUCAGUUUGGUGACUGUGUUACUUGCGUCACUUCUCUUCAUAUCACCCUAUCUCCUCUUUUCUUUUCCCUUUCUUACUCUCCUCAUCACAUGGGGACCCCCAAACUUAAUAACAUUAAUUCAUAAUAAUAUCAUUUUAUUUUAUUACUCUACUCAUUUUUAUUGUAAAUAAUCAUUUUAGUUUUUAAAUGAGUGAGAUAAUCUCUUUAUAUAUAACUUCUGUGAUAAAUCAAAAACUGAGAAUAUCAAACUACUUCAUCAAAA